Messenger RNA from Microstroma glucosiphilum, 831 nucleotides. RefSeq names its product 60S ribosome subunit biogenesis protein NIP7. Gene Ontology annotation, cellular component: nucleus; preribosome, large subunit precursor; nucleolus. NCBI's taxonomy places the organism in Eukaryota, Fungi, Basidiomycota, Exobasidiomycetes, Microstromatales, Microstromataceae. The record is from RefSeq and is a predicted model, not a curated record. The transcript has 3 exons. Gene Ontology annotation, biological process: ribosomal large subunit biogenesis; ribosome assembly. The coding region runs from base 1 to 546 and encodes 181 amino acids. Gene Ontology annotation, molecular function: RNA binding.
AUGCGUCCCCUCACAGAUGAAGAGACCAAGACGGUCUUCUCCAAACUCGCCCACUACAUUGGCAAUAAUGUCGUCCAUCUCGUAGAUCGUCCCGAAGAAGACUCUCACGUCUUUCGUCUACACAGAGAUCGAGUCUAUUACGUCUCUUCUACUGCAAUGAAACUAGCCAUUAGCAUCUCUCGACCUAACCUCUCUUCUCUUGGAACUUGCUUUGGGAAAUUCUCAAAGACGGGGAAAUUUAGAUUACACGUUACUGCAUUGGACUACUUGGCACAGUAUGCAAAGUAUAAAGUGUGGAUUAAACCAAAUGGAGAAUUGCCUUUUCUUUAUGGGAAUCAUGUAGUCAAGGCGCACUUGGGACGGAUUACGGAUGAUACGCCGGAACAUGCUGGAGUGGUGGUGUUGAGUAUGAGUGGUGUGGCUUUGGGCUUCGGCGUCACUGCUCGCUCCACAGUCGACACUCGCAAGCUAGACCCAACAUCCAUCAUCGUCUUCCACCAAGCUGAUGUAGGCGAGUACCUAAGGGACGAAGAUACCCUCUUCUAAUCGUCUGCUCCAUUCCACCCCACCCCACCUCGCUCUCGGUCUCGGUCAAGAGCUUCAGGAGGAUCGGCACGCACCAAAAGCCGAAAGGUUUUGCAAUCCCUUGCUUGCUUCCUUCUGCCCUUGCCCGCCUCUACACCUUUCCACACUUCAUUGUAAUAGUAUCUGUUCAUCAUUUGUCAAGGUUCAUCUCGUCCAUACACACACCCACAGAGAAAGUUGCCAGGUAAAGCAAACCAGGCAGAUAGAUAGUCAGGCAGAUUCUCACGUAUCGCUGAGAUUGUUGAU